AUGGAACAAGUUCAUAGCAUUCUUACAUUGUGUUUCAUAUUGGUCUUCAUAGUUGAUGGAGUCACACCAUCACCCACACAAGAUGCAAGUUUACUUUGCAUUAGUGAGUGUGGCACCUGCCCUGUAAUAUGUUCUCCACCACCAUCCAUGGUGUCGAAGCCGCCACCAUCCACCGAAUCAAAGCCGACACCGCCUCCAAAGGCCGUUGACUCUGAGCCACCACCGUAUCUAACUCCUAUAUACCAUCAAACACCACCACAAUCUUACUAUCCACCAUCAUCACAAUCCACACCACCGCCACACCCACGGGCUAAGUCAUGCCCACCACCAUCUUACAUCUCAUUGGGCACCAACGCGCCACCAUCGCCUCCUCCACCCAAACUGGUGGUUGUCCCUACUACUCAGAUUCCGCCUAGUGACUCCUCUAACCCCGGCUACCCGUAUUACUACUUCUACGCUUCAAAGGGUGUUGCUUUUUCUCGAGGGGUUUCUGGAUUUGUUAUUUUGUUCACAUGUUUCUAUUUCAUCGACUUUACAAAACAUCUAAUCGCCACCGCCAUAGAACCACCACCACAUACCGCCGCCCAACCUAACCGCAUCGGACGACUGGCCAUCCACCAGAAAGGCUAA
Helianthus annuus (common sunflower) is the source of this 630-nucleotide messenger RNA. RefSeq names its product leucine-rich repeat extensin-like protein 2. The transcript is spliced from 2 exons. The record is from RefSeq and is a predicted model, not a curated record. Bases 1 to 630 code for a protein of 209 amino acids. NCBI's taxonomy places the organism in Eukaryota, Viridiplantae, Streptophyta, Magnoliopsida, Asterales, Asteraceae.